AUGUCAAAUCAUCCAAUCCCCAUUGUUGAUUUCACUCCGUUCUUAGACGGUUCUGCGAAACAGCAGGCUGCAGAUCAGCUCAUCGGGUCGUUCAAAUCGGCUGGAUUUGUCUAUCUCACGAAUUUUGGUAUCCCGGAGGGAGAGGUCGCAAAGAUGUUUGACUGGCUGAAACGCUUUUUUGCUCUUCCUCACGAAACCAAAAUGCUUGCGCCUCAUCCGGAUUCUGGAAUGCAUCAUCGAGGAUACUCCUACCCUUGCCAGGAAAAAGUGACCCAAUACUCGGAUUCUGGGGACGAAUUCACCAUCGCACUGCCAAACAUGAAGGAGUCCUUCGAUUGCGGGAGCGAGCAUAACGACUCUAUGCCAAACAUCUGGCUGCCUGAGGGCGUCCUCCCCGGGUUCAAUGAAGCGUGUUUGUCCUUCUUUUGGAAAUGUCACGAAGUCGAACAGAAUAUCCUCCGCGCCCUUGCACUGGGUUUUGGCUUGGAGGAGGAGUGGUUCUUGAGGUAUCACGAGACGGUAAAUAAUCAGCUGAGGCUACAUCACUAUCCUAGCAUAUCCUCUGAAUUGCUCGAGACGAACAAGCUGACAAGGAUAUCGGCUCAUACGGAUUUCGACACACUUACAUUCCUCUUUCAAGGUGAGAUAGGAGGACUCGAAGUCGAGGACCCGAAUGAGCCUGGGAAGUACGUGGCAGUGACUCCCAUUCCCAACUCGGUCGUUCUCAACGCGGGUGACUUUUUGCGGCGAUGGUCGAAUGACACGAUACGGAGUACAAUGCACCGCGUUGUAGCACCGCCGGGUGUGGUGGCAAAGGAUGGCCUGCUUCCGUCCCGGUAUUCUAUGCCUUACUUCUGUGCUCCCGACAUGUCUAUGAUUAUCGACGCCAUACCAGGCACGUGGUCGGCAGACCAGCCUAAAAAGUAUGAGCCUGUUUCGGUGAAGGAGUAUGUAAUGAAGCGGUUUGCCGCAAAUUAUUGA
This is a messenger RNA of Suillus subalutaceus, 981 nucleotides long. Its product is annotated as Clavaminate synthase-like protein. Bases 1 to 981 code for a protein of 326 amino acids. The record is from RefSeq and is a predicted model, not a curated record. The transcript is spliced from 11 exons. Gene Ontology annotation, molecular function: dioxygenase activity. Lineage: Eukaryota; Fungi; Basidiomycota; Agaricomycetes; Boletales; Suillaceae.